Molecule: messenger RNA, 623 nt
Organism: Apis cerana (Asiatic honeybee)
Lineage: Eukaryota; Metazoa; Arthropoda; Insecta; Hymenoptera; Apidae
Gene: AIMP3
Product: aaRS-interacting multifunctional protein 3
Biological process (GO): positive regulation of DNA damage response, signal transduction by p53 class mediator
Cellular component (GO): aminoacyl-tRNA synthetase multienzyme complex; nucleus; cytoplasm
Source: RefSeq, a predicted model, not a curated record
AUAACCUAAAAGUUAUUUCCACAACUAGUAAAAAAAACAAGAAGAUUGAGAAAGUGUAAAGUUUAAAACAAUGGUUUUAUGUAAUAUAGAAUGUUUAGAAAGAAUUUCAAAUUAUUUAGAUGUCUCACCAUUACCACUGGAAAUGCAAGAAAAUGUAAUUGUUACUACGGAAUGGGAAUCAAAUAAAAAAAUAGAAGGAUUUAGUACUAUAAUUCAAUUUCUAAUUGAAAAUUCUAAGUACCCUGAUAUACUUGGUAUUGAUAAUGAAAUGAAAGCAUUAUCACGUCAGUGGCUGGAAUAUGCAGUUGUCUGUGUCAAUUACGCUGAUACUCCCGCUAAUGCGAAAAGAAUUUUGCAGGAAUUAAAUAUUGCACUAAGGGAUAAUACAUAUUUAACUGGUACAAAGAAAACUAUUGCUGAUAUUACAUUAUAUUAUGCUUUACAUUCAAUAAUGCGAGAAUUAAGUCAUCAAGAGAAAGCUCAAUAUGUACAUGUGUCUAGAUGGUUUGAUAAUAUGCAACAAGAAGAAAAAUUAAGACAACAAUUAGAUUUAAUUUCUUUUGAUUUGUUACAUUUAUUUUUAUAAAUAAAAUAAAGAUAUAGAAGUGAUUUUAUAAACAUUA